Oldenlandia corymbosa var. corymbosa is the source of this 2503-nucleotide messenger RNA. The record is from the annotation of a GenBank genome assembly. Lineage: Eukaryota; Viridiplantae; Streptophyta; Magnoliopsida; Gentianales; Rubiaceae.
GUUUUUUCAAGUUUCAAGUUUUUUCUUUCAUCCAAACACUAAAAGAAGAGAAAAAAAGAACAAGAAACUUGUGCCAGCCCAUGGAAUUCAGUCCCAUGGUAUCACUAACGUUUUUGGUUGUCUGGUUAGUCCAGAUUUCAAGUUCUUUUUCUUCUUAUUCAGCUUAUGAUUUUCCGAUAGCCAAGCCCGGUUGCGUGGACCGUUGUGGCGAUGAAAGAAUUCCAUAUCCAUUUGGGAUGGGAGAAGGAUGUUAUUACCAUGAUCAAUAUUCGAAUUUCAGUGUGGAAUGCAACUCUUCCCAACUGAACACUCUGGGCAGCGGCUUCCCGAUCACAAAUAUAUCGCUGGGAGGACAGUUUCACACCUCGAAUUACGUAGGAUAUGAUUGUUAUGAUCAACACAAUCAAAGUACCAAGUCUAAUACUCCAUGGAAUAUCCUAGGGUAUCCCUAUACUUUCAAUAGCACAGCCAACAAGUUCAUUGUUAUUGGUUGUGACUCCGUCGCUGCAGUUCAAGGUACAACCAACUUGGGGGAUUACGCUACCGGGUGCUUCUCUUUAUGUAAUCGCAAGGCGGAUGUCACAGAUGGUUUGUGUUCCGGAAUGGGUUGUUGCCAGACAUUAAUACCAAAUGGAGCUUGGCAGAUUAAUGUUAGUUUGGCGAGCCUUUACAAUCACAGUUUCGUCUCGAGUUUCAAUCCUUGCAGUUUUGCUUUUGUGAUUGCGGAAGAUGCUUUUCAGUUUUCUGUUGAUAAUCUUACCAACUUGGUCGGGGUCGAAACUCUUCCGGUGAUCGUGGACUGGGCGAUUCCAAACAAUAACUGCGACGAGGCCAAAACAAACAAGAGCAGUUAUGCAUGUGGAAUGAAUACCAAAUGUUACGUAGAGAAUGGAACUUUGGGUUAUCGGUGUGGGUGCAAUCAAGGAUACGAGGGCAACCCUUAUCUAGGUUGCCAAGAUAUAGAUGAGUGUCGGAAUCCUAACCAAUGUGGAAAAUAUGGUGCAUGCACUAACAACGUGGGAAGUUAUGAAUGCAAUUGCAUUAAAGGGUACCAUAAGGACAGUGAUGUCAAUGGAAGAUGUGUUGCUAACAACAAAAAGAAAAUUUGGCCUAUUAUCGUAGGUGUUAGCCUAAGUGGGGGUGCAGCGUUUUUACUUGUCUUUUUGUUUUGUUUCUACUCCGCAUGGAUGAGAAGAAAAGAAAUGAUGUCUAGACAAAAUUUUUUCAAGAAAAAUGGCGGGGAGAUUUUACAACAAAAACUCAGUUCAACACAAGGAGGAGGCAUUAGAAUUUUCACACAUGUAGAACUACAAAUGGCCACAAAUGAUUUCAAUGAAAGCCAAAUAAUUGGUCGCGGAGGAUUUGGGACUGUUUUCAAAGGUCAGUUGGUAGACAAAAAGGUAGUGGCAAUCAAGAAGUCUAAAGGAGUUGAUGAACGCCAAGUUGACCAAUUUAUCAAUGAGGUAUUGUUGCUUUCCAAAAUCAAUAGUAGAUAUGUCGUAAAGCUGCUGGGUUGUUGUUUAGAGACAGAAGUGCCAUUGCUUGUAUAUGAAUACAUUGACAAUGGGACACUUUUUGAACAUUUGCACCACAAAGCAAAUGCAUCAAAGCUUUCUUGGAGCAUCCGUUUGCGAAUAGCAUCAGAAAUCGCGGGAGUGCUCUCAUACUUGCACUCUAUCGCUUCGCCUCCAAUAAUACAUCGGGAUAUAAAGUCUUCAAACAUACUUCUUGAUCACAAUUACACUGCAAAAGUAUCUGAUUUUGGGAUAUCAAGAUUAAUUUCUUCAGAUGAUGAUGAGGUGGCAACAAUGGUGCAAGGAACACUUGGUUACUUAGACCCCGAAUACAUGCAAACAGGUAUACUAACUGAGAAGAGUGAUGUUUACAGUUUCGGAAUUGUUCUGAUAGAGCUCAUAACAGGGAAAAAGGUAUUGGAAUCUAAUAAAUCCGAGGCUGAGAAAUUCCUAUCAAAUGGUUUCCUAGCUUCUUUGAAAGAAAAUCAUUUGGUCCGAAUGCUCGACAGUAGCAUAUCUUGCACAGAUAACAUCGAACAACUAAACGAAGUUGCGAUGAUUGCAAAAAGAUGCAUUAGUGUGAGAGGUGAGGAGAGACCAUGUAUGAGAGAUGUGGAAAGGGAACUCGUUUUAUUGGCAGCAAGAGCCAAGGAAAUAUCAAUUGAAGUUUUCCAGAUUGAUUCCUCCAAAAAUAAAGCCAUGCUUGGUAUGCAGUCAACUGAUUAUGGGAUCUGCGAUGAUUCCUCAUCUACCGGCCAAUAUUCCGCCUCUUACAUCACCACACAGCAGCCAUUGUUGGAUACUACAAUAUUGAGUGGUAGAUGAAGUGUAAAAAUUAAUACCAUAGUCACAAGUAUGUUUCUAUAAUAAAACCCAAAAUAGAGUAGACUGGUGCGCGACUAUUGAUUAGUAGUAGUAAUUGAUAUAUUAUCUUUGGAAAGGUGAAGAUUUUUAUUGCUAAGAUUUUCUGGUGUGUGCAUGCCUUCUAC